Molecule: messenger RNA, 1625 nt
Organism: Rana temporaria (common frog)
Lineage: Eukaryota; Metazoa; Chordata; Amphibia; Anura; Ranidae
Gene: SHISAL1
Product: shisa like 1
Exons: 5
Coding region: 734-1297 (187 amino acids)
Source: RefSeq, a predicted model, not a curated record
CCAGGAAACCAGAGGCAGCCCCACCUGAAAUGUGGGAAAGGAAAGCAGCUUCCCUAAAUAGGGGGAGUUGUAUGUGUUAGGAGGGGGAGCUGGGAGUGAAUCCGGCAGCUAAAGAGACUCAGUAAUUGCCCAGAUCCUUCAAAUCGGAGCUGUCACCGGGAGAGCCGCUCGUUAGAGGGAACGGAGCCGCUUGACCUCCCCGGUGGGUUGUGGAUGAAAGGAUCGGAGGAAGAGGAGAGAUCCGGGAGGAGUACAGAGCACACCGACACACAUCCACCCGGAGAUCGGAGGAGACAAUGAUAGAAGGGAGGAGACAAUGAGAGGACGGAGGCGACAAUAAGAGGACGGAGGGGACAAUAAGAGGACGGAGGGGACAGUCCCACUGACAGCCGGAUACUUUGUAUUGCCUAAUACAGCGUGCAGCCACCGCCACCAGCCCGAGCACUUCUGUGCCGGAGGAGAUCCGACUUUCCUGGAAUUCCUCUGACCAUCCUACAAGACUGACAGCACAUUCCAAGUCACCCAUCUGCUCUGAUCCCCAUUGAAUGGUUGGAAGAUCCCCUCCUGGGCACCUCUGGCAUGGGAAGGAAUGACCCCCCUUCUCAUCACUGGCUAUGGUUUGGCUCAUGAGCCUAUCUUGGCAUACUGGAUUUGGCCAAGGAUGCCUUUGCCCACCAGGUCAGGGUUCCCCAGCUCAAAGGUGAUUCUCUAGUGGACAGAUGAGAACAAAAGGAUGACUAGCUGGGCCAGCCGCUUUCUCAACUGUCUUAUCUUGUUUCUCCUGGUCAUGUCUUCAAAAGCCUCAUCUGCCCAUUUCCGCGUCUGUGAGCCUUAUACAGACAGUAAGGGGCGAUAUCACUUCGGGUUCCACUGCCCGCGCCUUUCAGACAACAAGUCGUACGUCCUGUGCUGCCACCAUAACAACACCGUCUUCAAAUACUGCUGCAAUGAGACGGAGUUCCACAGCGUCAUGCACUUGAACCUCACCCUGGGCGCAGAUGGAUAUAUGCACAACAACUACAGUGCCCUGGUUGGCGUCUGGGUGUAUGGAUUUUUCGUGGUGGUCCUGCUGGUCCUGGAUAUGUUGUAUUAUUCUGCAAUGAACUAUGACAUUUGCAAGCUAUACCUGGCAAGGUGGGGGAUCCAAACCAAAUGGAUGAGGCAAGGACAGAGACGGUGGGACAAGACAACACAGGAGCCUUGCCAAGCACAGACUCAGAUGCCACAUGCUGUACACACAUUACAAGGAGACACUGUUAGCCCAACAAUGAUGUCCUUUCAGACUUCUACAGCCUGAAUAACUUCAGUGCCUAAAGACAGGAGAAGAUUAUCACCCAGGUGAAGAGUGUGUGAUGAGAAUGCCAACUAUGGCACAAGAAGGACUAAAAGUGGAAUGACAUUUCUGGAAUCGCGCUAAAGGCGUUUCAGCGAGACAGACUUUUAAGGUCGUUUGCGCGUACUUUCUUAGCUUUGUUUGUAAGCAAUAUUUUUAUUUCUAGUGGGAUUAUUUUUAAAUUGGAUUGUCGACAAGGAAUACAGGUGGUCUCAAAGCGGACAAGAAAGAAGAAAACUGGACCAUUCAAUAAAAGCAAUGGCGGGCGUAGACUCCCUGCCUUCUGUGUCGA